CGUCGUCGUUCGAAAAACGACAUUUUUCGCCCUUGUAUCGAAAACUACUAUUAUGAUACAGCACAGGGCUGAAUAUAACCAUCCUUAUAGGCCUCUUCCUUAACUUCUAUGGCGAGCCUUGUCUGUCUUACGACGAACUGUCUAACCAGUUAGACGACACCAAAAAAUACAAGAAAUUAUCAUCGGACAAAUAUUUCAACAACUACGCUUAUGAGAAACGUCUUAGUCUAUCUUUUGACACUCUGCUGGUGGAGGCGAACCAACGAGCCAAAGAAGUGAAUAAAAUGGCAUUUGUACAUGUGGUGGGAAUCGGAUUGGGUGUGUGGAGAGCAUCCAGGCAUCAGGAUGCGGUUUUUAUGAAAUCAUUCUCGCAGAGAAUUCGGUUUUUGAGUUCUACGUUGACCAACAUCGCCAACAUUUGCUUUUCCUAUAUAAAUCAUCCCUGUGGAAAAUACGCGGAUAAACAGAGAGUAGACAUACCAAACCAUCCACUAGGAGGAAUUAAGAUUCAUAUUGAAAAUCGCAACCCGCACGAUAGAUUAGCUGGAGAGGACGCAGGCAAGCUGCUAGUGGUUUCCUACGCUUGGGAUGGCAACGCUUUGCCUGGAAACGAGUUCUGGUUGGGCCAGCUUGCAGCUAGCGGCGAUCCAGCUGCAGCUGCAUCCACUCAGAUUGCCGAGCUGCACAACGCGCACAUCAAUCCCAACGUUUCGGCUGCGAAUUUAAGAAUCGCCACGCUCAAUGGAGUUGAGACGUUCCACGACUACAUUCGAAGAGCUGCAUCGCCCGAGUAAACACAUUAUGAUUAUUUAUUUCAGAUACCGACAAUAUAAAAACCCUGGCUUUAGAAAUA
Molecule: messenger RNA, 853 nt
Organism: Dendroctonus ponderosae (mountain pine beetle)
Lineage: Eukaryota; Metazoa; Arthropoda; Insecta; Coleoptera; Curculionidae
Exons: 3
Coding region: 285-794 (169 amino acids)
Source: RefSeq, a predicted model, not a curated record